CCUGUAACUGCAGGAUGAUUCACUGAUCUCUACUUCACGAUGAUUCUACCUGCUUUACUUUUCUUCUGUGUCUGUGCUGGAAAACCUGCAGAGUUAACUGGAGUAAUUCAGGUGGCAGAAGGAAGCGACAUGACUUUAAACUGCUCGUCCGGCGUUAUUGAGCCUCACAAUCACAGAGAUGAACUCAACACCAGACUGAAAUUAAACACCACAGAAUAUCUCCUGAUAAAAGACUUUCAGAGUCAGGAUGCGGGAUGUUACAAGUGUAACAGAAGAACAAAUCCACACACGUUCUGUUUAGAAUUAAAGGCUGGAUCUACUAAUGAACGGAUCAUUUAUUUCCGAGGCUCUGAGGGAGAUUCAGUUCUGUUCUUCUGUAAAUCUCUGAGCUCCUCAUCGUUAAAGGCCACAUGGUCCUGGAGCGAUGACACAAUGAUGCGAGUCCUGCCCCUGGAUUCUCUUCCGUUUAAAAAUCGUCUGCGGCUCAGGAAGAAGGAGAAUGAUUUUUCUCUAACCAUCUCCCCCGUGCAGUGGAGCGACUCGGGCCGAUUCAUCUGUGACAGAAGUUCAUCAUUUGGAGUCAAGCAGAGCGAGUUCAGGCUGGUGCUGGUGAGAGUGUCUGCAGACCCUGCGCGGGUUUUGCUCGGCCGCAGCGUCCGUCUGAAGUGUGAGCUUUCUGCUCAAUAUGAAGAUUCUUAUGUGAUUUGGAUGAACACAGAAACACGAGAGACGUUUCCGCACUCGUUCAAAGUGGAAAUCAUUGCGCCGAGUCAGCAGAGCUGGGUGUGUGUGGUGAUUCACAGCUCGAGGCCGAAAGCCAUGUUUCCUCUAACGCUGAACAUCACACGUGCCUUCACCACAACAUCUCCAUCAUCAUCACCUCCACAUCACACCACACACGCCGGGACGGAGACUCUAACACACACUGCAGCACGCAACUUCACACACGCUGCUGACACAGAAUCCAACCUGUCUUACACCAUCAUCAUCAUCAUCAUCACUGGAGUCUUCAUCAUCUUCAUCUUCAUCCUCGUAGUCACUGCUGUGUGCUGCGUAAAAAAACCAAAGAUGAGCAGAAAGCUCACACUGUGGCCGAGCAAAACCCACGGAGGGUCUGCAAACCUCCUUGCUACCUACAGGUAGGUGGCACACUCAUGAUGUCAUGAUUCCCAAACUCUCCUGAACUAUCUGUCGACUGCCGGAGCACUGGCUUAAAUGGCAUUCCGUGUGGAAGCUGUUACCCUGGAACACACUGAAGCAGGGUGUACAUACUUUAAUACCAGGGUGCUGGAGUGCAUUCUGCACACAUUCUACCAGUGGAGGAAUUGCACUCUAUGCCGUUGAUUCUGUGCAGAGAACCUUUGCCCCAUUGAGCCACCUCCUGAUUGAUUUCUUCAGCUGGGCUGUCAGCCGAAGAUUACGCUGACUGUUUUUCCAUAAACUCUCUCCAAAUGGGGCGUCUAAAUACCUUUUGAUGCAAGAUCUCCUCUGUGUGGAAAACAGAAGGUCUGGGACAGUGAGAUAAAUCUUAGACAUUUGGAUAAAUUAUUGACAAUCAGCAUUACAGUGUUACCAAGGUGUGAAUACCCCAUGGUCUGCUUUAGCCGGGUUCACCAUUCCCCCCCGAGUACCAGUUUCAUACUAAGAAGGCCUUUUUUUUUUGCCAAAAUCAAAGUCUCUCUCAGCCCGAGAGAGCUUCUUGUAGAACAAAGACCACUGGGUGCAACUUGGGUCUUCCUUCAAGCAUCUUGGACAAAAUCACUUCCACUUCCACCUCUGAUCUAUUGACCUGUACCAUGAAGGGUGUGUGGGAUCAGGUGCUUCAGAAUGGGAGUUAAUGAUAACAUGGCCUUUAGGUGCUCACCGUGUCGCCCCAGUUGCUGUUUACCCUUCGACACGCCCCCUCCCCUGGAUCCCCCCCACACCUCCAUCACUAUAAGAAGAACUCGGCCGGCUGGAUGGUGUGAUCCGGUACUGCUCGGGUCAGCCACGUCUCAGGGAAGCAGAGUGCGGUCCCUCUCUGGGAUGUAAACCUGUCCCAUAAAAGUGUUUAUGUUGCCAAGUCUAAAUGUUGAUAAAUGAAUUCUUCAGAUAAAGUUUGAACAUAUUAUGAGUCCAAUUCUCACUGAGACAGAGUCCCAUUCUUGUGCUGCUCUAUCAGAAAAUGACAACAGACUAAAUGUACUUUUUCUGAGUGGAACAAUACAGUCCCCCCUUUCUGCACCUCUUGAAAGUCGGGAUGACGCAUUUCUAAUGUUUCCAAAUUGUCCAAGUGAAGGAGAAGACACCCGUGGAUAAUUUUAAACAUUAAACACAAUUUUUUUUUUGUAACAUCCUACAGUGGUGAUAACACAACGGCUUUCUGUUAAGUAUUUUUAAAGUUUGCUCAUACAGAGAUCCUAAUGGUUUUAAUGUAGAAGAGUUUGCAUGGUACCUGGUAGUUAAACAGCACAUUAUAUUUGCCAGUAUUAUAGCAUGCAUGUGGACUUUCACUGCCUGUACAGAUAAUACCAGCCUUAUGAAAUGGAAAUUAGAAAGACUGGAUUACAAACUUUCUAUUUUUUUUUUACGGUUUUGUUUAAAAUAAUGGAUUACUGUGUCAUCCGCAAACAUUCGAAUAAUGUUUGAGAUCACCAAACAAAUUUUAAUAUUAUACAAAAAUAACCCUAAUAAAUACAAAAUUGAGUUUUUUAAUGAUGAUUUAAUUUAUGCAUGGAAAAUAACUGUCCAAACCAAGCACAGUGGUGUAGUGGUUAGCUCUGUAGCCUCACACCUCCAGGGACCAAGUUCGAUUUCCAACUUGAGGUCUGUGUGCAUGAAGUUUGCAUGUUCUCCUCAUGCUUGAAUGGUUUCCUCUGGGUUUCCGGUUUCCUCACAAAGACAUGCCGAUUAGGAUAACUGGCGUUCCCAAAUUGCCCGUAGUGUGUGAGUGUGUGGGUGGGCUUAGGGACAAAACUAUACGAAACUCCAGUCCUGAACUAUUGAGCGACUCAUAAGUCCUCAGAGAACAGCUGUCAGCAUCAGCCGAGGACAGGACCGUCUUCAUGGUAAAAUGGAACCAUCCCCAGUCACCACACGCAUCCCAAAUGGGGCGUCCAUGUGAUGAGAUUUCCAACCAGAAGAGGGACACCAGGACGAGUCAGAGGGGUCCAGAGGACAGAGGGGGGUCUGGAUCACUGGCAGCUCAGAAGAGAGACAGAGUGUAGUAAGACAGAGAGAGAGAG
This is a messenger RNA of Clarias gariepinus (North African catfish), 3224 nucleotides long. RefSeq lists its product as uncharacterized. The record is from RefSeq and is a predicted model, not a curated record. The transcript has 6 exons. Lineage: Eukaryota; Metazoa; Chordata; Actinopteri; Siluriformes; Clariidae. Bases 40 to 1143 code for a protein of 367 amino acids.